Ziziphus jujuba (common jujube) is the source of this 2543-nucleotide messenger RNA. Its product is annotated as glycerophosphodiester phosphodiesterase GDPDL6. Lineage: Eukaryota; Viridiplantae; Streptophyta; Magnoliopsida; Rosales; Rhamnaceae. Gene Ontology annotation, biological process: lipid metabolic process. The transcript has 10 exons. The record is from RefSeq and is a predicted model, not a curated record. Gene Ontology annotation, molecular function: glycerophosphodiester phosphodiesterase activity. The coding region runs from base 161 to 2416 and encodes 751 amino acids.
GAGAAAAAAGAAAAACCUUUUUGGUAAAUUCAUUUUUGUUCCUCCUAUUUUCACUUAACUCUAUCUUAUAUCAUUACAUUCCCUUGAGAGUUUUCCUUAGAAACUUGACAGGGAAUGUCUGUUUCUCCUAUCUAAUCUUACCCAGAUUCAAGUUAAGAAAAUGAUCAGGGUUUUUCUUUUGAUCUUCUUGUUCAUUCACUCUAGCUUAGCACAGAAAGCAACUGCCCCUCCCACAAAGAAAUGGAUGACUUUAAGUGGCGAGCAGCCCCUCGUCAUAGCACGGGGAGGAUUUUCAGGACUAUUUCCUGAAUCCAGCAGCUUUGCAAACCAGAUGACAGAGUCUGUAAGUCUGAAUGGUGUGGUUAUGCUCUGCAAUCUGCAACUCACAAGUGAUGGAGUCGGUAUAUGCCUAUCAGACAUUCGGCUUGAUAAUUCAACAACCAUCUCAUCACUCUUCCCAAAAGGGGCAAAAUCCUACACCAUAAAUGGGGUUAAUCUUCGUGGAUGGUUCUCUUUGGACUUCACAUCCGAUGUACUGCUAAACAAUGUGUCAUUGGUUCAGAAUAUAUACUCCAGGCCAACUUUGUUCGACGGCCAAUUUCCAAUCUCUACUGUUGAAGAUGUUACAGGACUUAAACCAGCUCAUUUCUGGUUGAAUGUUCAGUAUGAUUCAUUUUACAACCAACAAAAACUCAGUCCAGCAGCAUAUGUUGAAGAUGCAUUGACGCGCAUGUCUAUAGGUUUCCUUUCAUCUCCCGAGAUAGGUUUCUUGAAAAGCAUGAAUGGAAAAGUUAACAAACAGAAGACAAAGCUCAUCUUCCAGUUCCUUGGCCUUGAUGAGGUUGAACCCACAAGCAAACAGAAAUAUGGUUCAAUUCUGAAGAAUCUUGCCAAUAUCAAGACAUUUGCAUCCGGGAUACUUGUCCCCAAAGAUUACAUAUGGACUGUGAAUGCAAACGGAUACUUAGGGGCUCCAACUACCCUGGUGUCUGAUGCUCACAAACAGGGCCUAGAAGUGUAUGCUUCCGGUUUCGCUAAUGAUAUGCCACUAAGUUAUAACUACAGCUAUGAUCCAUCUAAUGAGUACAUCCAGUUUAUAGAUAACUCUCAGUUUGCUGUUGAUGGGGUGCUUACAGACUUCCCCCCUACAGCUUCAGAAGCCAUAGCUUGCUUUGCGAAUAACAAGAACGGCACCAAGCCUAGCAAAGGAAACCCUUUGGUCAUAAGCAACAAUGGAGCAAGCGGGAUAUAUCCAGGCUGCACAGAUCUUGCUUAUCAACAAGCAGUAGAUGAUGGGGCAGACAUAAUAGAUUGCUCAGUCCAAAUGACUAAAGAUGGAGUAGCAUUCUGCUUAGCAAGUGCAGAUCUUGCAGCUGACACUACUGCAAUGAUGCCUUUCAUUGAUAGAAAAGCUCUUAUUCCUGAAAUUCAACAAGAAAUGGGUGUCUUUUCAUUCGCUCUAACAUGGAGCGAGCUUCAAACUGUGAAACCACAAAUAGCUAAUCCUUUUGGGAACACUGCUAUGGUAAGAAAUCCAGCAGCCAAAAACAUGGGUAAAUUCAUGACCCUCUCAGAUUUUCUGGAGUAUGCUAAGGCAAAGGCUGUUUCUGGGAUUUUAAUCAACAUUGAGAAUGCUGCCUAUCUAGCAUCAAAGGAAGGUCUUGACAUUGUAGGAGCAGUAACCAGUGCCUUAAGCAAUGCCACUUUCGACAAGCAGUCCACUCAACAAGUCUUGAUCCAGUCGGAUGAUACGUCGGUGCUGUCCAAGUUCAAGAAUGUACCAACUUACAAACGAGUGUUACUGAUCAAGGAGAAGAUAGGCGAUGCAUCCAAACAGUCAGUCCAGGAAAUCAAAAAGUAUGCGGAUGGAGUUACCAUUACGAGAGGCGCCAUACUUGAAAUUGCCGAUUUCUUCAUUGUGAGUCAAACCAAUGUUGUCAAGGAGUUGCAGGCUGCAAAUCUCACGGUGUAUGUGAAACAGCUCAGGAAUGAAUACGUCACUCUGGCAUUUGAUUAUUUCAGUGACCCCAUUGUGGAGAUUGCUACUUAUGCUAAGUCAAUCCAAGUUGAUGGCUUCAUGACUGAUUACCCAGGAACCGCAACCAAGUAUUUCAGAAGUCCAUGUUCAAACCUAGAAAAGAAAGGUACGGUGCCAUACGCCAUCUUACCAGCUGAACCUGGUUCUCUACUUGGGUUAGCAGGACCAGAAGCACAACCACCGGCAGCACCCCCUGCUGCAGCUCUUGAAGUUGCAGAUGUUGUUGACCCACCACUUCCUCCAGUGGCGGACAAAGCAGCCGACAAAGCACCCACUGCUUCACCAACCAAAUCACCUUCAAGUGGUUGGGCAAAUGCUGCCAACUUGGGUUUUUCCACCUUUGCGGCCAUUGUUGUGUAUGGAUUUGCUUUAUGUUGAGUAUCAUUAAACAUUUAACUUGAUAUGAUUGGGAAUUUGGGACAAUAUACCUGUAAUUUUUAUUCUUUCUUACAAUUUUUAAUUUAAUUUCUAUUUGAGUCGGUAAAUAUUCGACAUUAGUCCUUUA